UUUUUUUUUUUUUUUUUUUUUUUUUUCAGUUCAAAACGUAGAAGAUACAAUUUGUCUCUCUUAACUUCCAUAUAUAUUCAGCAAAGAAGCCGACUCAAAAUUCAAAGAUUGUGUUGAGCGUUAACAUCCUACCUGUAUUGUAUAGCUAUAUACUGAUACAUAUAGAUGCAAAAAGUUGUAUGAAAUAUACUAUUUGAUCGAGAACGAAGAAAUCUCACAAAGAAGAAAUACUUUUCUUUUCCAAGAAUGGAUGCUUUGGGUUUGAAGGCAGGUAUUCGUGGAAUUGUGCCGCCACUCGCCGUCCUGGGAAAUGGGAUGCUGGAUGUACCUGUGGGCCAACCUUCCAAAAUAAAUGCAUUGGGACCGGCGGCACCACCAAGGAAUUCGCCGUCGGGGUUCGCUUUAAGGUACCCAUUCAGAUCUCUAUGGCCUGGAGGCAAGAAUCGGUGCGAGCCGGCAAUUGCUGUGGACGACGGCGUUUUGGUGGAGGAAAAAGAAGAGAACAGAAGUGAAGAAGGAGACUCGGAAGGGGAAAAUGGGAAUUGGGUAUUAAAGAUUUUGCGUGUGAGGUCCCUCCGGAAAGAAGGGGAAAGAGAUCGUAAAUUGGUUGAAGAAAUGGGGAUGAAAUUAGAAGAUGACAAUAAAAAUGGGGGAAUGAAUGCAAAUGAUGAAAGGAAAGGGGAUUGUUGUAACGAAAAUGAAGAUUGUGAUGUGUGUACAAUUGAUGGAGAAGAUGAUGAAAAGAUAGAAUUCAAUAGAGAAUCAUUUUCAAAGCUGCUUAAGAAAGUUCCCUUAGCAGAAGCUAGAUUAUAUGCUCAAAUGUCUUAUUUGGGAGCUUUAGCUUAUUCCAUACCCCAGAUCAAGCCUAAGAACCUUCUGAGAUUUCUUGGACUACGGUUUGUAACUUCGUCGUUAGAAAAGAAAGAACAAGAAUUGAAAGCUGAGAAAGAGAAGGCAUCGGUUGAAGACCAACAAAAAGAAGAGAAGACACCUGAUGAAGCUCGGGUUGCUGAAGGAAAUGUAAUGGCAGAAAGUGGCAUGGAGAAUCCUAAUAGGAAGCAGAUAAAUGCAUCUGCUGCUUAUGAGAUUGCUGCUUCUGCUGCUUCAUAUUUGCAUGCUCAUACGGAGAGCAUUCUUCGCUUUAGACAAUCCAAAUCCAUGCCGAGUAAUAAUUUUCUUGAAGAAACAAAAUGUCGAAUGGACAACGUCAACGUGAUGAACGGGGAUGUAGCUUCAUUAAUGGCUACCACUGACUCGGUGACGGCAGUGGUUGCUGCGAAGGAGGAAGUAAAGCAGGCUGUUGCGGAUGAUUUAAACUCUACAAAGUCAUCACCUUGUGAAUGGUUUGUGUGCGAUGACGAUCAGAGUGCGACAAGAUUCUUUGUCAUUCAGGGAUCUGAGUCACUGGCAUCAUGGCAGGCCAAUCUACUCUUUGAGCCUGUUAAGUUUGAGGGACUAGAUGUGCUCGUGCACAGAGGUAUAUAUGAGGCUGCAAAGGGGACCUACGAGCAGAUGUUGCCUGAAAUUCAUGCACACCUAAAAUCUCAUGGAGAACAUGCCAAAUUUCGAUUCACUGGACACUCUCUUGGUGGUAGUUUAUCAGUACUCAUAAAUCUCAUGUUGCUAAUAAGGGCUGGAGUACCUGUUUCUUCAUUACUUCCUGCUAUAACUUUCGGUGCACCAUCGAUUAUGUGUGGAGGAGAUCGUCUCCUACGAGACCUCAGAUUGCCUCGAAAUCAUGUCCGAGCAAUCACAAUGCACAGAGACAUUGUUCCCCGAGCUUUCUCUUGCAAUUAUCCGGAUCAUGUAGCAGAGUUUCUUAAGGCUGUAAAUGAAAACUUCCGCAAUCUUCCAUGUCUUAAUAACCAGAAGCUGUUAUAUGCUCCAAUGGGGGAGUUUUUAAUUCUUCAACCGGAUGAGAAAUUUUCUCCCAGCCAUGAUCUUCUUCCUUCAGGGAGUGGUUUGUAUCUAUUAAGCUGCUCAGUAUCAGACGUUGAGCCAGAAAGGCUAAUCCGGUCUGCACAGGCUGUGUUUUUGAGCUCACCACAUCCACUUGAGAUACUGAGUGAUCGAGCUGCAUAUGGUUCUGAAGGAACCAUUCAAAGAGAUCAUGACAUGAACUCAUACUUGAAAUCUGUACGUAAUGUUAUUCGCCAAGAGCUCAACCGGAUAAGAAAAGCCAGAAGAGAACACCGUAGGAAACUCUGGAGGCAGCCCAUUGCACCGCAUGGAGUCAAUGCUGGUAUUAUCGUGAGUCGUCCUGUUGCAUCCGAUAACAUGGGUCGAGGUCAGUUCAACUUCUCUAGCGUAGUACAAACUGGUCGAGAGACUUGGAAACGCUUUAGUAGGUUAGUUGCAUCACAACACAUGCAUUUGCUUGUCGUGCUUUUGUUUUCUACGAGGCUGCUAAUGUUGGGAACGGAUAGUUUGAUCAGCUUUCAUUGAUGAAGCAAGUUGGUCAGUUGGUGUUUCGCAUUGAAACUGAACGUCGUACAAUGAUGGGACGACUGGCUGGUAGUAGUAAACGAUUAUUUAUUUGUUACGAUUAAAUCAACUCAUGUUCCCUGGACAGGGAAAUUGCAAAAUUGCAUGUAUAAGAAAGAAGUAAUUUACAUCAAUGUUUGUUUCGAUCUAUGGAUAUUUAUAUUUUGUAAAGGUAGAAGUGAGCCAUUGCGUAGUACUAAACAUUAUAUUAUGUUUACCUGUAACCUUUAUUUCUCAAUCAAUGGAGCAAUUGAUAUGAAAACAGCCAAAGUUCAUGCCUAA
Olea europaea var. sylvestris is the source of this 2766-nucleotide messenger RNA. RefSeq lists its product as uncharacterized. Gene Ontology annotation, molecular function: glycerophospholipid phospholipase A1 activity. The record is from RefSeq and is a predicted model, not a curated record. NCBI's taxonomy places the organism in Eukaryota, Viridiplantae, Streptophyta, Magnoliopsida, Lamiales, Oleaceae. Bases 247 to 2445 code for a protein of 732 amino acids. The transcript is spliced from 5 exons. Gene Ontology annotation, biological process: lipid metabolic process.